This is a messenger RNA of Phialemonium atrogriseum, 978 nucleotides long. RefSeq lists its product as uncharacterized. The record is from RefSeq and is a predicted model, not a curated record. Bases 1 to 978 code for a protein of 325 amino acids. Lineage: Eukaryota; Fungi; Ascomycota; Sordariomycetes; Cephalothecales; Cephalothecaceae. Gene Ontology annotation, molecular function: flavin adenine dinucleotide binding; oxidoreductase activity. The transcript is spliced from 9 exons.
AUGCCUGCUUCCGCCAAGAUGCUGACGAGCCUCGUCAAGGGGCUCCUCGUCUUUGCUCCCUUGCUUCGUGCUACCCCCAUCAUCAGGGAGAGCUCCAUAAGAGGAGAAUCAAUGCCCGCGAGGUCCGGGACUCAUACGACUAUAUCGCUCUCUGAGGAUUCCAAUGCCACUGUCCUUAUCGUCGAAUAUGGCUACUUCGACAAUUCGACAAAGAUGCUGCAGCCCCAGAGCGCCACUCGCUACCUAAGGCAGGGACAUAACCGGACAAAUCUCCAGAUCCUGACGGGCUGGCGGGUGAACGACGUACAAUGCAACAGAGGGAGAACUCCUAACGGAGGGCCUGAUCAACUGACGACCGUGAGGGCGACGAGAGAGAUCCUCCUGACGGCGAAGUCGUUGCACAGCGGCAUCGGGCCAUCAUGGCUCCUGGAGAAGGCAAACAUCUUCGUCCUCGUCGACCUCCCGGGCGUGGGAAGUAACCUUCAAGACCACCCUGUCGGGCAUGUGUCUUUCCGGUAUGCAGACCAUACGGAUGUCUCGUCGAAUCCGUCAAGCUCUUCCACCAACGGCACGUUCUUGGCGUGGCAGCAACAAGAGCCCCAUGUCCCAAACGACAAGGAACACGGCCGGACUGAUCCCCCGAAGGUAGUCAGCCCGGACCGGUGGGAAACCAUGGUGGAGACGUACCGCGGUCAGGACGCCAAGGACCGGGGCACGAUCCUGCUGGACCCGGCGGACAUCUACGCGGACCCGGUGCUGGACUACAACACUUUCAUCAACCCGGUCGACGCGCUCAUCCAGGUCGAGAACGUGCGCUUCAUCCGUCGCUUCCAGAAGACGCCCAGCGUCAUGGCCCUCGGCCCCGUCGAGCGGGCCCCCGGCACAGACGUGACCAGCGAACGACGCCCUCGACGCCGUCGUGCGAUCCGUCGAAACAUCAGGCGGUAUUCCAAAUCUAGGAAUGGGAGCAUUGGUUAG